Messenger RNA from Strongylocentrotus purpuratus (purple sea urchin), 4425 nucleotides. RefSeq names its product dentin sialophosphoprotein-like. Gene Ontology annotation, cellular component: membrane. The transcript is spliced from 8 exons. Gene Ontology annotation, biological process: netrin-activated signaling pathway. The coding region runs from base 1 to 4425 and encodes 1474 amino acids. NCBI's taxonomy places the organism in Eukaryota, Metazoa, Echinodermata, Echinoidea, Camarodonta, Strongylocentrotidae. Gene Ontology annotation, molecular function: protein binding; netrin receptor activity. The record is from RefSeq and is a predicted model, not a curated record.
AUGUCGACUAAGGACUCCAACAGCGCCAGGGCCAUCGAUAAGAGGUACAAAUACCAUUCUGAAGGGAUCAUUAACCAAACUGGAGGACAGCUACAUAUUCCGUCAUACGGACUCACUCUUUUCAUCCCUUCCGGUGCACUGCAAGAGGGUUCUGGUGAAACAAUAAAGUUAGAUGUUCUCACAGACAUCCCACCUGAAAUCACACUGAGACAUGACGAGACGCUUGUUACUUACGGAUUCCAGUGUCUCCCGUCAGGAUUACAGUUUGAAUCAGAGAAACCUGUCAGAUUGAAGAUUCCCCAUUGUGCCAACCUCAUUGAUCCGGCAAAAGUCCAGGUCGUUCUGUACUCCAUGAAUCACGUCGACAUUCCUACUCCAAAUGCAUCAGCAGAAGCCGGUGAAGCUUCUAAUUCUAAAGCCAGACCUUCAGUGGAAUACAAGGAGCAAAUUUUUGACGGCCUUCUCAAGACAGUAGCUGAUCAGAUUUGUAGGGAUAUUGACAUCGACAAUCUAGGCGUAAAGUUAGGGUUUAAACCUCCGGAUAUAGAACGUUACAUGCAAAAGAACAGAGAAGACCACACGUUCAUGGGAACACUUCACAUGCUUCGGGAUUGGAGGAAAAAGACUAAAAGGUCUGAAGAACGUGAACAAUUGACGAAAGCCCUGAUCUCAAUUGAGCACCAUCGUCUGGCAGACCUCCUAAAGGACGAUAUGGCAAGCCCAUCUGCAGUAGCGAGAGGUCAUCUACAACCGAAAGGGAAAGGCAUCCCAAAUAAUCCUGAGCCUGACUCUACCGAUGAAGAUGACAUGAAAGGCGACAACCAAUCAAAGAGCCAUGGUUCCGAGGAUGACGGUCUGCUUGGACAGCCAAGGAAGAGCAAAAACAAGAAAAACCGAAAGACUGACUCUACCGAUGAAGAUGACACAGGUGGGAACAACCAAUCAAAGAGCCAUGGGUCUGAGAAAGACGGUCAUGGUGGACGUCCGGGGGAGACAAAAAAGAAAACAAAUCGAAAAACUGACUCUACCGAUGAGGAUGACACAGGUGGGAACAACCAAUCAAAGAGCCAAGGGUCUGAGAAAGACGGUCGUGGUGGACGUCCGGGGGAGAAAAAAAAGAAAACAAAUCGAAAGACUGACUCUACCGAUAAGGAUGACACAGGUGGGAACAACCAAUCAAAGAGCCAUCGGUCCGAGGAAGACGGCUCUGGUGGACGUCCGAGGGAGACGAAAAAGAGAACAAACCGUAAGAUUGACUCUACCAAUGAGGAUGAUCCAGGUGGGAACAACCAAUCAAAGAGCCAUGGGUCUGAGAAUGACGGUCGCGGUGGACGUCCGGGGGAGACAAAAAAGAAAACAAAUCGUAAGACUGACUCUACCAAUGAGGAUUACACAGGUGGGAACAACCAAUCAAAGAGCCAUGGGUCUGAGAAAGACGGUCGCGGUGGACGUCCGGGGGAGGAAAAAAAGAAAACAAAUCGAAAGACUGACUCUACCGAUAAGGAUGACACAGGUGGGAACAACCAAUCAAAGAGCCAUCGGUCCGAGGAAGACGGCUCUGGUGGACGUCCGAGGGAGACGAAAAAGAAAACAAACCGUAAGAUUGACUCUACCAAUGAGGAUUACACAGGUGGGAACAACCAAUCAAAGAGCCAUGGGCCCGAGGAAGACGGUCGUGGUGGACGUCCAUGGGAGACAAAAAAGAAAACAAACCGUAAGACUGACUCUACCGAUGAAGAUGACAAAGGUGGGAACUACCAGUCAAAGAGCCAUAGGUCUGAGAAAGACGGUCGUGGUGGACGGCCAGCGGAGACGAGAAAGAAAACAAACCAAAAGACUGACUCUACCGAUGAAAAUGACACAGGUGGGAACAACCAAUCAAAGAGCCAUUGGUCCAAGGAUGAUGGUCGCGGUGGACGUCCAGGGGAGACAAAAAAGAAAACAAACCAUAAAACUGACUCUACCGAUGAAGAUGACACAGGUGGCAACUACCAGUCAAAAAGCCAUAGGUCUGAGAAAGACGGUCGUGGUGGAGGGCCAGCGGAGACGAGAAAGAAAACAAACCGUAAGACUGACUCUACCGAUGAAGAUGACACAGGUAGGAACAACCAAUCAAAGAGCCAUGGGUCCAAGGAUGACGGUCGUGGUUGGCGUUCAGGGGAGACAAAAGAAAAAUCACACCGUAAAACUGAUUCUACCGAUGAAGAUGACACAGGUGGGAAUAACCAAUCAAAGAAUCAUGGGUUCGAGGAAGACGGUCGUGGUAGACGUCCAGGAGAGACAGAAACGAAAACAAACCGUAAGACUGAGUCUACCGAUGAAGAUAACACAGGAGGGGACAACCAAUCUAGGGGCCAUGGUUCCGAGGAUGACGGUCAGCUUAGACUGCCCAGGGAGACAAAAAAGAAAACAAAUCGAAAGACUGACUCUACCGAUGAAGAUGACGAAGGUAGGAACAAGCAAUCAGAGAGCCAUUGGUCUAGGGAAGACGGUCGUGGUGGACGUCCAGGGGAGACAAAAAAGAAAACAAACCAAAACUCUGACUCUACCGAUGAAGAUGACACAGAUGGGAACAACCAAUCAAAGAAUCAUGGGUUCGAGGAAGACGGUCGUGGUGGACGUCCAGAAGAGACAAAAAAGAAAACAAACCAAAACUCUGACUCUACCGAUGAAGAUGACACAGAUGGGAACAACCAAUCAAAGAACCAUGUGUCUGGGGAAGACGAUAGUGGUGGACCUCCAGAGGAGACAAAAAAGAAAACAAACCGUAAGACUGAGUCUACCAAUGAAGAUGACACAGGUGGGAACAACCAAUCAAAGAAUCAUGGGUUCGAGGAAGACGGUCGUGGUAGACGUCCAGGAGAGACAGAAACGAAAACAAACCGUAAGACUGAGUCUACCGAUGAAGAUAACACAGGAGGGGACAACCAAUCUAGGGGCCAUGGUUCUGAGGAUGACGGUCAGCUUGGACUGCCCAGGGAGACAAAAAAGAAAACAAAUCGAAAGACUGUCUCUACCGAUGAAGAUGACACAGGUGGGAACAACCAAUCAAACAGCCAUUGGUCCAAGGAUGAUGGUCGCGGUGGACGUCCAGGGGAGACAAAAAAGAAAACAAACCAUAAAACUGACUCUACCGAUGAAGAUGACACAGGUGGGAACUACCAGUCAAAGAGCCAUAGGUCUGAGAAAGACGGUCGUGGUGGAAUGCCAGCGGAGACGAGAAAGAAAACAAACCGUAAGACUGACUCUACCGAUGAAGAUGACACAGGUAGGAACAACCAAUCAAAGAGCCAUGGGUCCAAGGAUGACGGUCGUGGUUGGCGUUCAGGGGAGACAAAAGAAAAAUCACACCGUAAAACUGAUUCUACCGAUGAAGAUGGCACAGGUGGGAAUAACCAAUCAAAGAAUCAUGGGUUCGAGGAAGACGGUCGUGGUAGACGUCCAGGAGAGACAGAAACGAAAACAUACCGUAAGACUGAGUCUACCGAUGAAGAUAACACAGGAGGGGACAACCAAUCUAGGGGCCAUGGUUCUGAGGAUGACGGUCAGCUUGGACUGCCCAGGGAGACAAAAAAGAAAACAAAUCGAAAGACUGUCUCUACCGAUGAAGAUGACACAGGUGGGAACAACCAAUCAAAGAGCCAUUGGUCCAAGGAUGAUGGUCGCGGUGGACGUCCAGGGGAGACAAAGAAGAAAACAAACCGUAAAACUGACUCUACCGAUGAAGAUGAAAUAAUUAAAGGCCCAUCUGCAGUAACAAGAUGUCAUCUACAACCAAAAGUUGAAGACAUCCCAAAUAAUCCUGAGCCUGAGUCUACCGAUGAAGAUGACACAAGAGGGGACAACCAAUCAAAGAACCAUGGUUCCGAGGAGGAAGGUCUGCCUGGACCACCGAGGAAGAGCAAAAAGAAAACAAACCGUAAGACUGAGUCUACUGAUGAAGAUGACACAAGAGGGGACGACCAAUCGAAGAGCCAAGGUUCCGAGGAGGAAGGUCUGCUUGGACAGCCAAGGAAGAGCAAAAAGAAAACAAACCGUAAGACUGAAUCUACCGAUGAAGAUGACACAAGAGGGGACAACCAAUCAAAGAGCCAUGGUUCCGAGGAGGAAGGUCUGCUUGGACAGCCAAGGAAGAGCAAAAAGAAGACAAACCGACAGACUGACUCUACUGAUGAAGAUGACACAAGAGGGGACAACCAAUCAAAGAGCCAAGGUUCCGAGGAGGAAGGUCUGCUUGGACAGCCAAGGAAGAGCAAAAAGAAGACAAACCGACAGACUGACUCUCUUGAUGAAGAUGACACAAGAGGGAACAACCUAUCAAAGAGCCAUGGUUCUGACGAUGACGGUCUGCUUAGACCUCUCUCAAGGGGGACAACAAAGACAACCAACCGACAGACGCCAUGUCGUUGUUGUGCCUUAUGUUAG